CUAUUCUGCAAAAUUAAAUUCAAGUUCACAAUACAACAAACGGCGUCGCUUGUCAGUAGCAGCAUCCAAGAAACGCCAGCAAUGGAUACCGAUCACUCGCAACCAAACCGGAAGCCUUCGUCUUUGCGAUGGCAAAUCCUACGCCGUGCCCUUAUCCGCCGUCCUUCAUCUGAUCCUGAGAACCUGUUUGAAGAAAUACGUUUGAAUAAAGUAUCACGAAGAACAAGAAUUGGGUUUAAUUUGAUACCAUGGCACGUGGUGAAUGAAGUCGGGGAAGAUUCAGAUUCUUUUCCGAAAAGAGACGCUUGGUUUUGCUACACAUUGCCUCUUCCUAAUGCUCCUAAGCUUUUCCUACGUCAAAGAUGUGAAGAUUGUGUCGAUCUCAAUGAUUUUGAAGUCUGUAAUAGAUAUGACAUUGACAACACGGGACUUGUCUGUCAAUGGCCUUCUGAGGAUGUACUUGCUUAUUAUGCCAUGUCACAUCUUGGUUGCUUCAGGAGUAAAAGAGUAAUUGAACUCGGAUCAGGUUAUGGAUUGGCUGGUUUAGUUAUUGCUAUGGCUACAGAAGCAUCAGAAGUUGUUAUAUCAGAUGGAAAUCCUCAAGUGGUUGAUUAUAUACAGUGUAAUAUAGAUGCCAACUCUGCUUCACUUGGCAGUACAAAAGUGAAGUCAAUGAUACUGCAUUGGGAUCAGUAUGAAGUCUCAGACAUCCCGGGUACCUUUGACGUCAUUGUUGCAAGUGACUGCACUUUUUUUAAGGAAUUCCACAAAGGCCUUGCUCGAACGAUCAGAUGCUUGCUAAAAGAAGAUGGUCCCUCUGAAGCCAUACUUUUCAGCCCCAAAAGAGGCGAUUCGUUGGAUAAGUUUCUGGUGGAAGUUAAGAAUAGUGGAUUGCACUUCACCAUAACUGAGACCUAUGAUACAGAGAUUUGGAGACGGCAUAAAAUUUUUGCUAAUGGAGAUCCCUCGUGGCCUAACUACGACUCAGAUCAUUGUUACCCUUUAUUGGUCAGCAUUACAAGGUGAACUUUUUGAUGUCUGCUUUUCCACCUUUUUUUCCUGCACUUGCUUUUAGCUUUCGCUGGGGUUUAUUUUUAGGCAGAGACCCCUCUUUCCUUAUAGUUACUAUAUAAAGCUGUGGGAGAGCAUUCACUUGGAGUAGCUUCUCCUUCAAUUCCAGAAAUUCCGUGUUAUUUGUUUAUUAUGCUCAAGAUUAUUUAACUUGUAGGGGGAAAUUGUAUUUUUGACUUUCAAGUCCCAUUGCUUAAAGAAUUUUCGAAAAUAGUCCCAUAACAUGUAAAAAUU
Molecule: messenger RNA, 1305 nt
Organism: Sesamum indicum (sesame)
Lineage: Eukaryota; Viridiplantae; Streptophyta; Magnoliopsida; Lamiales; Pedaliaceae
Product: S-adenosyl-L-methionine-dependent methyltransferases superfamily protein
Cellular component (GO): cytoplasm
Molecular function (GO): calmodulin-lysine N-methyltransferase activity
Source: RefSeq, a predicted model, not a curated record